AGAAAAGAAGGAAAUUGGUUUCCAAUGUUCCCAUUCCCAAUAUAUGCCCUUGUCAAGCUUGUGGUGUUUGCUUUAAAGGAAGACAUAGUUUGGUACGCCAUGAAUCUAAGGUUCACAAAAUUCCACUACCAAAGGAUUUUCACAGAUAUCAAUGCAAACGCUGUAGUUAUUGGGAUAUAACGUUCGCUAAUGUCAGAACACACGAAAGUCAACAUGAAAAGCUGAGAACUAAGCUAUACUCAUGUGAAAUGUGUGGAAAGAAAUUUACCAGUUUCUUUUCCAAGGAAGUUCAUUACAGAACAUAUCAUGAAGGGAAGGGGUACAAAUGUGAACAUUGCGAUAAACUGCUACGAAGGAAAGGUAGUCUAAUUCGACAUACUAGAAUCAUGCACACGCAUAAGAACACCAAAAAAUACCAAUGCCAUUUAUGUGAAUACUGCUCCAAUGUUAAAGGAAACUUACACCUUCAUCUUAGAAAUAAACAUAAACUUAAAGUGGCCACCCUUGGGGGAAAUUUAAGUGUACGUAGUGAGCAACCGAAGGAUGCAGUUAUAGUAACCAAUGAAGGAAAUGUUGUACCAUAUGUUCCAGAACUUUCGGAAGACCUACAUGGCCAGAGCUAAAUGCCAAUGACUCCUGAUGGAUAGAUUUCUGAAUGAAGAUGUCUAAUAGACUUUGAAACAAUCUUUCUUUUUUGUAUAUAAUACAGUUUGGAAAGAUGUUGUUCUUAAUGUUUGAAGACCAAGUUCAUCCUGGUAAAAGGGACCUAGCUGCUAUACUAGCCUUCCAAUGCAAUGCCUUUAAAGUGUGGUUGGCCAAACUAGGCCUUAUGUUUAGGUUUGAAAAAUUGUGAUGUUUUGCGAUUGUGAUUGUAAAAGGAAAAAUGACAUUAAAGAUGAUAAUUAUUGGUUUUUAAUGGUCUGAUUAACGUGUUGUUAAGCCCCAGUCACAUUUGCUCUACGGCGGUCGUAUCUUCACAAAACCGAUAUACAUGAUAUAC
Messenger RNA from Owenia fusiformis, 1000 nucleotides. The record is from the annotation of a GenBank genome assembly. NCBI's taxonomy places the organism in Eukaryota, Metazoa, Annelida, Polychaeta, Sabellida, Oweniidae.